UGUACAUUUUCGGGUAUUUGCAAGUAAAAAAGUAACCAUAACUGUUCAUUCUCACCUAAAUAUAUUUCACAUGUGUAAUACUAUUAAUUAGUAUCAUCUUAAGCUUGAGUUUAUAUAAUCUUAAGUUAAAAGAUUCAGGUUCCUGCAAAUGUGUGUGAUAUUUAUAGUAGAGAAAAGUGUGCAGCUCUUUCAGAAGCAGCAGAUCUGAUCAGAAGCUAAAAUCUAUAAAAGAUGAAGAAAUCCAAAAUUCUUUGCCUUCACGGUGGUGUCGACAGCAGCGCGCGCCUUGAGGAACAGCUUCAGAAAUGGCCAUCAGAUGUACUGGAAAGGAUGGACCUUGUGUUCAUAGAUGCUCCUUUUCGCGUUGAUAAUGAAGAUUUUCCGGCUUUUACCUGGUUUGACGGUCAAGAUGAAACCACACUGAACAGCACGUUUAAUGAGUCCAUCGCAUACAUUGAGGAGACUAUGGUAAAGCUUGGCCCCUUUGACGGGGUUCUCGGCAUAUCUAUGGGAGCUUGCAUAGCGGCUGCCUUACCGGGAAUGCAAGCCCAGGUAAAUUACUUCUCACUUCCAGACCUAUCUGUAAUUUAAACCGGGCACAAAACUUAAUCUGUCAGACAAAUGAGUCUGUCUCAAUUGCAAAUGAGACUGUCUCUUUUAUAUAAACUGAAGCAGUUAACAGCAGAUAAAACGCAGUGAAUAAAUGACAGACAAAUAAACAAGAACAACACCAAGAAUUUUCACUUGGUUCGGCCCCUAUUAAUCUAUGGCCUACAUCCAAGUCCCCGUACCAACUAGUACAGAGAUUAUAUUAUUAAACAAUAAUAUAAAGCUUACAGUUUGCCGAUUACAAAUUACAAGCCUCUGGAAGAACCCUUCCCUUUGACACCACUGUCACCUAGCACCUGCUAUCCAGCCCACUGGCUAACUUAGCUUGAAUUUGUAAUCCUAUCUAAUUGCCACAACCCGGCACAAGUGAAUAUAAAUAUAUUUAAGUACAACUCAGAUUGUAUAUCUUCUAAGGCUGACUGAAAUAGUGAAUGAACGCUCUGUAAUAGAAGAUGAUUGAAAGCUCUUGUAGUCUGAGUUGAAAUCCCAGCUGAAUAUAUAUAGCCUGUAAAGAAAUAGCUGUUGGGAAUUUGAAUUACAGCUGUUAGGAAUAAAACUAACCAAGCUAAUAAUUAGGACAAUGUAACAGAUAUACAAAGAUAGAAUCUGAAGAAUAAAUCUGUUACAAUAUGACUGUUUGAACAAGUUAAACUGUUAAGAGAUAAACGUUAGAGUUUAACAGUUUAAAUAUAAAAUAAGUUGGAUAAACAUGAAACAAUAGGAUAAGAUAAUUCUGGUUUAUCCACACACAAGUUUGUUAAACCAGUAAGCCCUGAAAGAUAGAACAAUAUGAUGCAUCAGACUUAGUCAACAUACUAUCUGAUAUUCAAAGCUAAUCAUCAGUAAAAACUAAGGGCUAACAAUCUCCCCCUUUUUUAUGAUGAUGAACAACUUUGAAUAGUUGUACUUUGCUCCCCCUGUCAAAUUCACUUGAUACAGAUUAUAGAAUAGAUAAAUAAAGCAAAUCUGUAACAAGAACAAAAGCAAUAUCUAGGAUAUUACACCAUAAAUUCAUGCCACAAAAAUAUCCAGAAUAUCCAUAAAUUCAUAAAAUAUUCAUAAGCAACACAAACACAAACCAUGUCCCUAAAAUCAAGCAUGCAUAAACAGAGAGACUGCCAUAAACCAGGCAGAUACCAAAUACCAACUUAGUCUUAAACAAACCAACAAACCACCAUCAACAUACUUAGUCUUAGUCUUAGCAAAACAAACACAAAGAAAUAAAUAGAUUAAUUCAAAGUUUGGUAAUUCUCCCCCUGCAGCAUCAUAAAAAAUCAGUCGUCAAGAUUCACCGUUUCAGCGGCUUUGCCCUUGGAGCGCUUCUUGCGAGAGCCAGAUGGAGAGGCUUCAGGAUAUUUGGGUUCCUGACCGUACAGAGAAAACGUUUUGUCAAAGAAAUCAGCAGAAGGAACCUUGCCGUCACGGGUAGAAAGCCAGUCCAGAAUCUUCGCGCGGUAUUCUUCAUGAGUCAUGCCAAAAACAGCAGCAGGAGGUAUGGCAGGUAGCGGGAGAGGAGGAGUGAUCUCUGAAAGGGUGCAAUCGCCCAUCCAAUCCUUUUUCUUGAACCAUUGAGCACUAUCCCGAGUAGUCAGAGUCGAGACCUGCUGAGAAAUGAACUUGGUUUCCGAACCAAGCAUGAAAAAUAGCUUGACAAAUACCUUCUCCCAAGCUUUAGCAGAAGUGAGCAAAUUGUCCUGCAAAGAACCAAAUUCGAAAUCCACAUGUUUUCCAAACCUCUGAACAAGUGUCUUCAGAUACAGCAGCUUGUCAUCAAUAGAAGCAAUCGAAAAAGUCACAGAACUACCAAAAGCAUCAAUUUUUGAGUUCAAAGAAGCAAGAGCCUGAGAAUUUGCUUCUACUUUUGCAAGUAAAGUACCAAGCAAGUCAGAAACAUCAGAAGACAUCGGGGAAGGUUUAGUGUGUGAAGGACCAGCGUCCGAAGGAAAUUUGGAUGGUAAAUCAAACACCAACAAAUCAUCAUUUGAGACAGAUAAAUGAUUAACAGCAAGCACACGAGAAUCAAAUACAUCAGAAACAGAGAUAAUCUCAAAGUAAUGAAACAACUUAGUCAACAAAGCAGGAUAGGGAAAGUGCAUCGAAUCAUGAGAAACACAGUGUUGCAUGUGCUUAAGAAUAAGCAAAGACAUGUUAAAGGGACGACGGGAAUGCAACAGAGACAAAAUAGCAAUAUCCUGAAAUGUGACCCUAUCACGACCACUUUUACGAGGCAAGAUGUUUGUAUGAAUAAACUUGAACAGAAGCAAGGAGAUAGGAGUAAGAUCAGAUACCAAAGGGCGAGCCGAAUCAGAGACCGCAAAGUGAGAACCCACAAUAGACUCAACCUGAGCAGAAAACGGCAGCAGCAAAUCAUCUUCAACAAACGGCUGGUGAGUGGUAAAGGGACACACGCCCUUUCCAGAGAGACCAAAAAUGUGAGCGACCAAAUCCGAUUUGAGCGACAGAGGAACGCCCUUCACAGUGGAGGAGUACAUAGUGUCCGUGAGUUGCUUGAAGUUGCUGUAGAAUUCCCGAACCAAUCCUGGAUAAUAAACCGUCGGAGGAUCAAGUAAAGCCGAACAGUGAAUGUCUUCAGACAUUUGAGCGAGACCCAGCGAGAAAAGAGAUCAGAAUCGACGAGUCUUUCGUGAAGAAUCGGCUUUGUCACCAUAGCCGAGGCAGGAGGUUUGUCGAACACUGGUGAAUGGGAGACUGGGGAGCGAGAGAGAGGUGGGGUUUGUGAUGCUCCGUCCGAUGCGGAACUGGAGGAUAUUUCACGGCGGCGACGUUUGGGCUUCUCGGUGGAUGGAGGAUUCUUCGAGGGACGUUUGCCUGAGGAGCGGAGGUUAGCCAUGGUAAUGGGAGAGAAAGAGAGGGUUUAGAAGUGCGUGAGAAAGAGUUGAAGGAAGAAAGAGAGUAAACUAUAUAUAUAUAUAUAUAUAUAGACGAGUAGGGAGGUGAAAAGACGUGACAGAAGGACGUGAGGAGGGAAGACGUGUAGAAGUGGCGCACGAGAAACGAGAUAGAUAAAGUGAAUCUAACUGCAUGGAAAAUCAAAAGACUAAGCGGUUGAAAACCGAUUGACCACACACAACCAUGGAUAAACAUUACACCUAAUAGAGAGAAAAUAGCGGAACUAAUGAAUAAUAUAAUAGAUAAUCGUGACAGAUAAAAUGUAUACAAGGAUAAGCCUGGCAUAAUUAUAGGAAAAACAGGUAACAUACGAAUUUUAAAUGGAGCACAUACCGAGUUCCAUGCGUAGCCUGCAAAAUCUAUCCUCAGCUAACGGUUUUGUAAAUAUAUCAGCCCUUUGAUUAUCAGUGGGAAUAAAAAUAAGCUCAAUAUUACCUUUAGCAACAUGAUCUUUAAGAAAGUGGUGACGCACAUCAAUAUGUUUUGUGCGAGAAUGCAUUACAGGAUUCUUAGAUAUAUUAAUCGCAGAGGUAUUAUCACAAUAAAUAGGAAUAUUAGAAAAUUUAAUACCAAAAUCUUCUAAGGUUUGUUGCAUCCACAAAAUUUGUGCGCAACAACUACCUGCAGCGACGUAUUCUCCUUCGGCAGUGGAAAGAGCAACUGAUGUUUGCUUUUUACUAUGCCAUGCAACUAAGCAAUCACCUAAGAAUUCACAAGCUCCACUUGUACUCUUUCUAUCGGUUUGUGAACCUGCAUAAUCUGCAUCUGAAAAACCAAUUAAAUCGAAAGACGGGGAACUAGGAUAGAAUAAUCCCAAGUCGUUAGUUCCCUUUAAAUAUUUAAAUAUUCGUUUAACAGCAUUUAAAUGUGAUUCCUUGGGCAUAGCCUGAAAACGAGCACACAUACAUACACUGAACAUAAUAUCGAGGCGAGAGGCAGUAAGAUAUAAUAAUGAACCGAUCAUACCUCGAUAUUUGGUUACAUCUAGUGGCUUACCACCCUCAUCUUUAGUGAGUUUUGUUGUGACACUCAUUGGUGUAGCCUUAGGAGUGACAUUUUCAAGAUCAAAUCUUUUGAGCAAAUCUCUAAUAUAUUUACUUUGAUGUAGAAAGAUACCUGCAGCAGAUUGGUUAAUUUGCAAGCCAAGAAAAUAUUGUAACUCACCCAUUAAGCUCAUAUCAAAUUCCUGAUGCAUACAAUCUGAAAACCACUUACAUAGAGAUUCAUUAGAAGACCCAAACACAAUAUCAUCAACGUAUACUUGAACCAAUAAGAAAUCAUUCUUUUUAUGAAAUAUAAAUAGUGUAGGAUCGAGUGUACCACGAAUGAAGCCAGAAUCCACAAGGAAGGUGCUAAGGCGUUCAUACCAGCAUCGAGGAGAUUGUCGAAGACCAUAGACUGAUUUCUUGAGACGAUAUACAUAAUCAGGAUGCUUUUCAUGAACAAAACCAGGAGGUUGCUUUAGAUAGACCUCUUCGUGUAGAUAUCCGUUGAGGAAUGCGCUUUUAACGUCCAUUUGAUAUAGUUUGAAGUUUUUGUGAGCUGCAAAGGCCAUAAGAAUCCGAAUAGCUUCGAGACGAGCUACAGGUGCAUAUGUUUCAUCGAAAUCGAUACCCUCCUGUUGAUUGUAUCCCUGAGCCACGAGACGAGCUUUGUUCCGAAUUACAUUGCCAUCUUCAUCCUUUUUAUUUUUGAAAACCCACACCUGGUGGAGGAGGAACAAGCUCCCAAACAUCACAGCGUUCGAACUGGUUCAAUUCCUCUUGCAUUGCCAUUGACCACUGUUCAUUUUCAACAGCUUCCUGGGCAUUUUUAGGUUCGAAUUCAGCAACAAAAGCAUAGAAAGCACAGAAAUUGCGUACUUGGCUGCGUGUAGUGAUGCCUCGAUCAAUCUCAGAGAGAAGAUUGUCUGGUGGAUGAUUUUUGACCGUUCGAGAUGACUUUGGCAAAAGAAUAGAACUCAUUUCUUCUUCAUUAGAAUUAUCCGCCUGAUAGGGAAUCGGAUGAACCUCUUUAGAUGGAGGUACAGGAGUAGAUAACUUAGGAGAUCCAGAAGAUUCAGGAGAUUCUGAGGAGUCAGGAGAAGAAUUCUGUUCUGGAGUUGCCUGACUCGAAUGAGGCAGUGGACUUGCUGAAUGAGACGCUCCCUUUUCUGAAUGAGACUGACCCAUUUGGGUCUGAGUUUAAGAAUCUGCAAAAACUUCCUCGUCUCUGACCAGAUCAAUGUCAGACUCAUUGAAUGUGAUAUUAAUGGAUUCCUCUACUUUAUUUUUCUCAGGAUUGUAAAAACGAUAAGCCUUACUUGUCGUAGAGUAUCCAAGAAAUAUACCUUCGUACGCUCGCGGAUCAAACUUGCCACGGUUUGGCAUAGAAUCUAGCAUAAAACAUUUAGAUCCAAAUACUCGAAAAUAACUAAUGUUAGGAGUUUUCUUCUUCAAUAAUUCAUAAGGAGUUUUUAAUAAAAUAGGACGAAUGAGAACUCUAUUAAGAACGUAACAAGAAGUAUUUACCGCUUCUGCCCAAAAUUUCCGGGGCAACUUACUUUCAUGGAGUAGAGUACGAGCUGUUUCUUGGAGAGUACGAUUCUUACGUUCCACUACACCGUUUUGUUGUGGAGUACGUGGAGCUGAAAAUUCAUGGGAGAUGCCUCUGGAUUUGCAGUAAGUGAUAAAGUCUUUUUCAAAUUCGCCUCCAUGAUCACUUCUGAUUGUCCUGAGCUUCUUGGAAUACUUGGUUUCAAGGUUAGAAAUUAAAUCUUGAAACUCACUAAAAGCUUCAUCUUUUGAACGAAGAAAUAACACCCAAGUAAAACGAGAAAAGUCAUCGACUAUAACGAAAGCAUAUUUCUUACCUCCUAGACUUACAUACCUUUCUGGACCAAAUAAAUCAAGAUGAAGUAAUUGCAAUGGAUCUGUAGUAGAUACUUGAUUUUUGGCCUUGAAUGAAGUUCGAACUUGCUUACCCAAUUGACACGGGGUGCAUGGUUCAACCUUCUUGUACUUUAGCUUAGGUAGACCUCGAACUAGAUUCUGAGAAGAUAUUUUCUUCAAUAAAUCCAUGUGCACGUGACCGAGACGUCUAUGCCAUAGAUUUUGUUGAUCCUGGAUGGUUGCUAAGCAUAUUUCUUCCUGUUGCUCAUCAAAAUCCAAAACAAAAAUAUUUCCUUUUCUUUUGGCUACUAAAGGAGCCUCAUUAGAAUUAGAACUAAUAAAACAUGUAUCUUUAGCAAAUUUGACACUAUGCCCUGCAUCGGUUAGUUGACUCACACUGAUAAGAUUAUAUUUUAAACCAUCAACUAAACGAACAUUAUUUAUGGAGAAUUUUUCGUUACCUAUGGUACCUUUACCAAUAAUUCUUACUGUGUUGAAAUCUCCAAGAGUAACCAAACCUCCUUCCUUAGCCACUAAAGACAGAAACUUUGAUUUGUCUCCCGUCAUAUGGCGAGAACAGCCACUGUCUAUGAUCCAUUUGUUUCGCGGAAUAUUGGCUUUCAAACACACCUGCAUACAAAUAUAUAUUUAUAUUUUAGGUACCCAUUUCAUCUUGGGUCCUGCAGUGUUAGUGUCAACAAUUUUAUAUAAAUGCCUUUCAGAUUUCUUAAUCCACAUUUCCACAAUAUUAGGAGAAGCACGAACAAAAUGGUUAGCAAAAUGAUUCUUAAGAUCACAAAGAAUCGACUUUGACGUUGGAUGGCCCUUUCUGUUGCAAUCUGUGCAUCUUUCAUAUGGCAUGUUGUACUUCAUUUUUGAUCUUUUGUUCCCUUUUCCAAAUGCUUUCUUUUUGAUCGAAUUGAAGCCUGAAUGAAAGCCCAAUCCUUCCUUUACAAGUGAAGAUUUCUGACUAGCUAAUAGAGCAUCCAAGGUUCCUUCACCAUGAACAAAUUUCGCCAGAUCUUUCUUUAACAAGUCAAUCUUUUUCUGGAGUUCAUCGAAUCUUUGUUGAGUGAUGCCCUUCAAUUUUUCUGAUUCACGAACAGUGUUGGCUUCCUCCCGUAGAGCUGCUAGAUCAGAAUCCUUUUUGUUAAUCUCGCCUUUCAGAGAAUCAUUCUCUUCAACCAGUGCAGCCAAUUUCUCAGAGAGAAGUUUGUUCUCCAUUGCAUAAGAUUCCUCCUUGAGCGUAUCAUCCAUCUCACUUAGCACUUCAUUUAGAGCCUUCUUAAGAUAUGCAUUUUUAUCACGAAGCUUCCUGUUCUGUACCUGAAGAGCUAAUAGAUCUUUCGGAAUUUCAGAAUUAGAGGGAAUAGUAACAGAAUGUACCUCUUCAUCAUCGCUGGAGACUUCCUCAAUGCCUGCCAAGCAAAGUUGCGCUAGCUCAUCAUCAGUGUCUACUUCGACGUCAGAUUCAUCAUCGCUCCAAGUCAGUAGGGCCUUGCUCUUUUUCUUUUCCUUCGAGCCAGACGCUUUCUUAGCCUUCCAUUUGAAGCAAUCCUUUUUAAAAUGACCCUUUUUGCCGCAUUCAAAACACGCAUCAUCAGUAGAAGUGUUCUUGGUUUCCUUCUUUGGUGAAUUGAAUUUUGAUGAAUUGAAUUGUUUCUGGGGUCGAGCAGCAGCUUUCUUUUUAGCCAAAAACUUCUGAAAUCUCUUUGUCAAAAGAGCAAUUUCUUCAUCUGAGUCAUCAGUGGAGUCAAUGUCAGCAUUGAGAGCAAGAGUUUUCUUUCUGGGGGCUUCUUCUUCCUCAUCAUACCUACGCAAUUGGUUUUCAAAUUCUUCCAAUUCGCUGAAGAGAGUGAGAGUUUCCAUCUGAGAAAUCAAUGCCGAAUACUGAAGAGUAGUUACUUUUGGAGCAAAUUUCUUGGGCAAUGAUCUGAGAAUUUUGCGAUUGCUUUCUGCCUGAGGAAUAUGCCUUUCCAGUAGAGCAAUAGAGUUCAUGAGAGUGAGAAAACGUCCUUGAGCUUCCUUGAUGGACUCAUCUUUUUCAAGUCUAAAACUUUCGUAGUCGCUGAGCAACAAAUCUAGCUUGACUUCUCGAACCUUAGAAGUUCCUUCAUGACUAACGACAAUAGUAUCCCAGACUAGCUUUGCAGACGUGCAUGCUGAGACCUUACGCAAUUCAGUAGCACACAAACCAUUCAGUAGUGAAUUCAUAGCUCGAGCAUUAUAGUUUAGAGAAUUGACUUCAUCAGUAGUAAGUUCCUUGACCGGUUUUGGUUUGCCAUCCCUCAUAGGAAUAGUGAUACCAUUCUCAACAGCAUCCCACUCAUAGGUGUCCUUCUGGAGAAAAAUCUUCAUCAUGAAUUUUCAAUCGCUAUAAUUUUCAGUGCCGAGAAGAAGAGGUGGAACAUUGUUUGAACGACGUUCUUGCCAACUUGAUUGUGCCAUAGGAUCUUGCAAAAUAAACACUUAAAACAAGGUAAAAUGCACCUGCUCUGAUACCAAAUGUAAUUUAAACCGGGCACAAAACUUAAUCUGUCAGACAAAUGAGUCUGUCUCAAUUGCAAAUGAGACUGUCUCUUUUAUAUAAACUGAAGCAGUUAACAGCAGAUAAAACGCAGUGAAUAAAUGACAGACAAAUAAACAAGAACAACACCAAGAAUUUUCACUUGGUUCGGCCCCUAUUAAUCUAUGGCCUACAUCCAAGUCCCCGUACCAACUAGUACAGAGAUUAUAUUAUUAAACAAUAAUAUAAAGCUUACAGUUUGCCGAUUACAAAUUACAAGCCUCUGGAAGAACCCUUCCCUUUGACACCACUGUCACCUAGCACCUGCUAUCCAGCCCACUGGCUAACUUAGCUUGAAUUUGUAAUCCUAUCUAAUUGCCACAACCCGGCACAAGUGAAUAUAAAUAUAUUUAAGUACAACUCAGAUUGUAUAUCUUCUAAGGCUGACUGAAAUAGUGAAUGAACGCUCUGUAAUAGAAGAUGAUUGAAAGCUCUUGUAGUCUGAGUUGAAAUCCCAGCUGAAUAUAUAUAGCCUGUAAAGAAAUAGCUGUUGGGAAUUUGAAUUACAGCUGUUAGGAAUAAAACUAACCAAGCUAAUAAUUAGGACAAUGUAACAGAUAUACAAAGAUAGAAUCUGAAGAAUAAAUCUGUUACAAUAUGACUGUUUGAACAAGUUAAACUGUUAAGAGAUAAACGUUAGAGUUUAACAGUUUAAAUAUAAAAUAAGUUGGAUAAACAUGAAACAAUAGGAUAAGAUAAUUCUGGUUUAUCCACACACAAGUUUGUUAAACCAGUAAGCCCUGAAAGAUAGAACAAUAUGAUGCAUCAGACUUAGUCAACAUACUAUCUGAUAUUCAAAGCUAAUCAUCAGUAAAAACUAAGGGCUAACACUAUCUUGCACGCGAUACACCUAAUCAGAUUUUUCCUCUUUUUAAUAAAUAUAUUUUUCGAGAUUUUAAUUGUAAUAAAAGAUGAUGCGGAUGUUGUCUAAAAUUAUUGAGAAAUUUAUUGAUGCGGACUGUCAUGACUUUUUAUUUUUGAAAUAAUGAUAUUUUUGGGACAGUUUGGUGUAUAAAAUUCCAUUUUUAACUUGUGUACGGUAAUAAUGAUUUAGUUGGAUGCAGAGAACAAUGUGAUAGAUAUUGAGGGCUUCAAUUCCUUGAUUGAUAUUGAUAGAUUCGAUUAGGAAAUUAAGAUUCAGGACUGCACUUUCUCGGUUGGGGCUUUGAAUUGGAUGUUCGAUUCCUUGAUUAGGCUUUGGCUAAGUCACUGACAAUGAUAAUAUAAUUAGGUAUAAUUAGGUUGUGUUUACUUGGAGUGAAUGGAAUGAAUUAAAAAGGUAUUGAUCAAAGAAAAUGUAUAUAAUUUUCAUUCCUUCGAUCAUUCCAAUCUUACUAUUUUAACUAUAACUCUAAUCCUCAUGUUUUAAAAGGAAUGCUCAUUCCAUUUUUACAUCAUGUUUCUUCACAAUCUUUCUCACAAGAAAUUUAACUACACUCAUAUUUUGUCACUAUUAAUUCAUACUUUCUUCUUUCUCUUUAAAAAUUCGAUAUAAUUUUUCAUUGUAUUCUCCACUCAUUUCAUUCCAUGAAGUGAAGUGAACACAGCCUAACUAGUGUAUGUAGAGCAGUAAAGUUACUCGAGUGUAAAUAAGAUGAUCUGUAUUUAUGUUAUUAACUUAAAUAUAUUUUAGUAUUUUCAUAACUAUUUUGGUUAAUCAUUAGGUUUUCAAUUAAUCACGGUGAUAAAAUCGGAAAACCGAAAUAUCGAAAUUCAGAUUUUUGGCUGUCGAGAUAUCGAACUGAAAUAUUCAAUUCAAUUAACCGAAUCGCAAUCAUUUCGGCUAUUUGAUACAGUUUUCGGUUAACCGAACCGAAUA
Daucus carota subsp. sativus is the source of this 10774-nucleotide messenger RNA. Its product is annotated as esterase FUS5. The record is from RefSeq and is a predicted model, not a curated record. Bases 232 to 591 code for a protein of 119 amino acids. The transcript has 3 exons. NCBI's taxonomy places the organism in Eukaryota, Viridiplantae, Streptophyta, Magnoliopsida, Apiales, Apiaceae.